Messenger RNA from Pocillopora verrucosa, 2094 nucleotides. The record is from RefSeq and is a predicted model, not a curated record. NCBI's taxonomy places the organism in Eukaryota, Metazoa, Cnidaria, Anthozoa, Scleractinia, Pocilloporidae.
UUUGAUCCGGAGACCAUGGGAAUCUGGAUGUGGAUCGUGCCAGAGAAAUAUAAGGACUUCAUUGGCCAGGACGUCACAGUGGUGCUGUUGGAUUCAGAGGGUGUUGACGCUGCUUUCAGUGAGGGUCGUGAUGACAAUCAGAUAUUUACUUUAACCGUUCUGUUGGCUUCCGUGCUUAUUUAUAACUCACGUGGUGUUCCCACAAGGCGUGAUCUCGAUAGCUUGCACUUUAUCUCAAAGCUGUCUGAACGAAUCCAUGCAAGAUCUAACUGGAAAGAGACUGCUAAGAAAAAAGAAGAAGAGUUCUUACACAGAAUGUUUCCUUUCUUUAUACGGUUGCUGAGAGAUGUAGCGCUCUCCAUUCCACGCGACUGCAAAGACAUCAAGGAUUACUUCUUGAAAAAGGUCUUCCGUCAGAAAGCUCCCCGAAGGAAUGAUGUACCAAAUGUAGCCGAGGGCAUCUUGAGGUUCUUUCCUGGUUUUAAUGCGUUUGCCCUAUCCCCUCCUUCAACUGAUCCAAAUGUGUUAAUCAAUCUUAACACGAAGAAGGAUCAUUUACAGCCUCAAUUUUUGAGUGAAUUAGAGCAGUUUAAGAAGAUGAUAAAGUCCAUGCUAGUCCCAAAACACAGCUGCAACAAAGGAGAGCUUAUAACUGGAGAAGGUCUUGCCGCCCUGGUCACCCAUUACGUUUAUCGUGCCAUCAACACUCCUGAUGUGGUUCCAAACGUUCAGGUCGCGUGGGAUCAGUUUGUAAAAGACAAGUGCUCAGGUACCAUAAAGAAAUGUCAACAGAAAUAUAACGAGUUUGUGGACUUAAAACUGCCAUGUGAUAAUGCUGAGAUACACUUCCGUCACGAAUCCGCAAUGGAGGAAACUAAAGAUCUGUUCAAGGCGGAAAUGUCUGGCAUUUCACCAACCACAGUGGAUAAGCAACUGAGGGAACUGAAGGGUUUUUUCGAGAAACGGUUGAACGAACGGAGGACUGAGAAUUCAAGGUUAACAAGACAAUUCUGUGAUAAUCUUCUGUUACAACUAAAAACAAAACACCUAGAUCCAGUCAUUGAGCAGCUUCAAGGAAGAGAAGGUUCGAAAUUAUCAUUCGAUGACAUCCUGAACGUUUACCGACAUAUCAAAGAUGACUACGAGGCAGAAGCAAAGGGUGCUAAAGAUGCCAUUGCUGAGGCGUUCUCCGACUUUCAUUCCAAACUAGCUGCGGAUACAAAACACUACCGUGAUAGACUGAAACAACUGAAAGAUUUUGACCAAAAAGGCGCGAGGGAAAUAGUAGCAGCAGCUUUCAUAGAGCGAGAAAGGAGACGGCUUGAGGAAGUCAACGCUAGUUUACAACAGGAAAAUCGAGCAAUGGAAAAGGAGAUGCAAAUGCUGAUUGCUAGAUCAGAAAAGGAGAAAGCUGGACUGUUAGUGCUAAAGGAAGAAAUGAUGAAAAAGGAGCGCGAACAAUCGCAGAAUAUGCAGCAGGUAGGCCUGAUAGAGGCUCAGCAACAAAGAGAAAGCUACAUCCAAGAAAACCAAGCCCUCAGUGAGCGGCUAUUGGAGCUGCAAAAUGAAAACGAGGAACAAAUGAAAGUGAUGAAGAGCAUUUCAGAAAUGAUCGUUGUACACCAAAGUGAGAAAGAGCAGCUGCUUAAUCAAAUGAAGACACUUUCCCCUGAAGAGUUAACAAAGUCAUUGAAGAAGCUAGAAAGAAGGCAAUCAGAAGAAGUAAAUGCGCUCCUGAUGAAGAUGGAAGCUCUUGUGGGUGGCAUCAAAUCAAGCGGCGGGGAAGACUUCAACGCCACAACGAAAGAUGACGAAUGUGCUAAAAAGCUGGAGGAUUUGCCUGACAUCAUGACUUCGAGGGCACAAAUCGCUCGGGGUCUACACCAAAGGAUAGCAGAAAACGAAAGAGAUCAAAGGGAUCUCAAAACGGGUGAAAUCCUCAAGAAAGUUCUCAAGUUUAUGGGAGAUGUUGCACCAGCGGUCGGCGCGGUAGCAGCUCUUCAUCCAACGUGUUUACCUUAUGCUAUGUCAGUGGCCCAAGCCGUGCAAAGCAUCGCCCAAGCUGUACAGACUCUUGACUGCAGUAUCAUGUAA